AAGGGGCUAUGAAUGUCCAAAUUGCCAAAACCCCAAAGUUAAAACCAUACAUUCGUUUUACGAAUCCCUUCCAUCGCGCGACUGUAUCCAGGCAGCAGCAUCGACGGCGAAAACGCGGCACCAUCGGACGGCGGCGGCGGCGACCUGGACCGGAGAUACUCUCUUUAUCCUAAACGUAAUUUGCUUUCCCUCACCGUCUUUCCUUAACAUUGUAAAGCAGCCCAAAGCACGACGGACUCUGUACCCCACUUCACUCUCUCUUCUGCUCGUCAAGCAAAAAUCUGAAGAAGGAACACAGUAGCGGGAAGCAGUGUAUGCUCGGUGUGAAGUAACAUUUCAGCAGCAUGUGGAACUAGAGGAACGGCAAUGGAAUGAACAGAAUCCAGUUUCAACGUGUAGUUGGCUGUUUUGCUCACUCUGUUCUGGUUCUGAGUAGAAUUUCACUUCUGAGUUCGAUUACGGAUUUAGAGGUUAAUUCUUAGUGUUUCACAUGGACGAUCAAAGUUCUAGAAGUGGUAAUUGUGGUAAUGGUGGCGAGAACCAGUGGAGAGCUGAGGAAGCGAUUGCUGGAAACUCUGAGGCCCUAAAAGCAUUGAGAGAGCUGAUCAUCUUCCCGCUAUUAUUCUCGCAGGAAGCUAAAAAAAUCGGUCUAAGAUGGCCUCGAGGCUUGCUUUUGUAUGGUCCCCCCGGCACUGGCAAGACAAGUUUAGUACGUGCCAUUGUUCAGGAAUGCGGUGCACAUUUAACCACUAUCAGUCCCCAUUCAGUUCACAAAGCACAUGCUGGAGAAAGUGAAAAAGUUUUGCGCGAGGCUUUCUCCAAGGCAUCAUCUCAUGCAAUGUCCGGAAAACCAUCAGUUAUCUUUAUAGAUGAAAUUGAUGCACUUUGUCCUCAUCGGGAUUCAAGGAGAGAGCAGAAUGUUCGUAUAACCACUCAACUUUCUAUACUGAUGGACUCCAAUAAGCAAUCCGCAUCUGGUAAACCACAAGUUGUUGUAGUUGCAUCAACUAACAGGGUGGAUGCCAUCGAUCCUGCACUUAGAAGGUCAGGGCGUUUUGAUGCUGAAAUAGAAGUAACAGCACCAACUGAGGAUGAACGAUAUCAAAUUCUCAGGCUAUACACAAGGAAGGUUCAAUUGGAUCCAGAAGUUGAUUUACGAGCCAUAGCUGCAUCUUGCAAUGGGUUUGUAGGAGCUGACUUGGAGGCUCUGUGUCGUGAGGCUGCAAUGGCUGCAUUGCAAAGGUGCUCAGGUACAAAUGAGAAUGCUAUCCUCUGUCUAACAACAGAAGACUUGAAGCAUGCAAGAUCUAUAGUUGGCCCAAGUAUGACUAGAGGCGUCACUGUGGAAAUUCCAAAUGUGACUUGGGAUGAUAUUGGAGGACUAAAACAAUUAAAAAAAAAGCUACAGCAGUCCGUUGAAUGGCCUAUUAAACAUGCUGCUUCUUUCUCAAAGUUGGGUAUAUCACCUGCACGCGGGAUUCUUUUGUACGGGCCUCCAGGUUGCUCAAAAACAACCCUUGCUAAAGCAGCUGCGAAUGCUGCUCAAGCAUCUUUUUUUUCACUUAGUGGUGCAGAGAUGUACUCUAUGUAUGUUGGUGAGGGAGAGGCUCUACUGCGCAACACUUUUAGAAGAGCUCGUCUUGCUGCACCAAGCAUAAUAUUUUUUGAUGAGGCCGAUGUUGUUGCUGCCAAAAGAGGCGGGAGUUCAAGCGGCAACACCACCGUUGGGGAGAGGCUUCUAUCUACUUUGUUAACUGAGAUGGACGGUCUUGAAGAAGCAAAAGGAAUACUAGUUUUAGCUGCUACAAACCGUCCUCAUGCCAUUGAUGCUGCACUUAUGCGACCAGGACGCUUUGACUUGGUGCUCUAUGUACCUCCACCAGAUUUAGAAGCUCGGUACGAGAUACUUCGCGUUCAUACUCGUCCAAUGAAAAUUGGCCUUGAUGUAGACCUCAAAAAAAUAGCAGAGGAUACAGAGCUGUUCACUGGGGCUGAACUCGAAGGCCUGUGUAGGGAAGCUGGAAUUGUAGCUUUAAGAGAAGACAUAGCUGCUAGUGUUGUGUGUGGUCGUCAUUUUGAGACGGUAAAGAAUUCUUUGAAGCCAGCUUUAACCUUAGCAGAUGUUGAUAUAUACUCCACUUUUAUGAAGACCCGUACCGCUCUGCCUUCACAACAUUCCGAUUUAAGUUGUAAUAAUAAGAUCAAGAGUAAAAGAAAUUUGUUGGGUCCUGUAUCUUUGGUUAAACUUAGUUUGAUUGGCUGUUUCGUUUUUGUUGUUGCUAAAUACUUUUUCUAUGAGGAAAAUCAAGUUGAACGCGAAUUGACGACUACCUAGGAUAAGAUUUAGGGUUACACAUUUUGAGUGUCUUUUAGGUGAUUACGUUUUUUUUUAAUUAUUUUUUUAGGGUGGUUUCAUUUUGAGUGGUCUUCUGAUUAAUUAUUUUUUGGACAAAAGACGAGAAAUGUAAAGAUAUGAAGCCAUAUAUAAGAGAUUCCUUGUAUCAAUUAAUUUUUAUU
Molecule: messenger RNA, 2517 nt
Organism: Benincasa hispida (wax gourd)
Lineage: Eukaryota; Viridiplantae; Streptophyta; Magnoliopsida; Cucurbitales; Cucurbitaceae
Gene: CDC48B
Product: cell division cycle 48B
Molecular function (GO): ATP hydrolysis activity; ATP binding
Source: RefSeq, a predicted model, not a curated record